GUUCGGCUUCACAGAUUUGAUGCACACUGUGUUGCUUUUAAUACAAGUAGAUGGUUCCACACCGUCGGAUCAGAUCAUGAAAAGUUUGAUGUUUUGGAAGCUUUUACAUGUCAAGCUACUUCAUUCUGUUCUCAGAAACAAGCAUGGUUCUUCUCCUCAUUCCGCAGGUUCCUCUUCUAUGAAAGGCUUCAUCUCUUGGCGUUGGAGUUCCUCGAAUCCACUGACCUCCCAUCUCCUCGAGGACCCAUCUCCAGAAAACAGUGCUUUUGUUUGAUCCCAAGUCAUUUUAAGAGUUCUGAAAGGAUCCACUGCAUUGUCAGUGUAGAAAACAUUAGCUCCUUGUGAGUUUUGUUUGAAUGACUUGAUGGUGAAGCACCGAAUCUGAUCGGUUCUUUGUGUUUUCCUUCUGAAGUCUGCAAAGCUGAUGGCUUUCAUGGAAGAUGUUCCUGUUUGUAAAUAUGCUUUUCUUACACUGGUUGGCUUAAAGUUUUGACGUUGUUCAGAUGUAUCAGACCGUGGUUCUAUAUUGUAUAGCUGUAGUGAAGCAUCAAUGGCUUCUUUUCUACAUUGAGUCUGGCUUCGAUUCAAGUCUGAAGAACUCUUAGGAAGAUUAGAAGAGAUGGGAUGUUCUACUUCGAAGCUGGAAGAUGAAGACGCCGUCCGUCUCUGCCGUGACAGGAAAAACUUCAUCAAGCAAGCUAUCGAGCAUAGGAACCAGUUUGGCUAUGGCCACAUUGCAUACAUAGAAUCGCUGUUGAGAGUCUCCCAGGCUCUCCGCGAUUAUGCUGCGGAUGAUGAGCAUCAUUUCUUCUUGACUGCUUGCAGAAGUAUUCCAUCACAGCCAGCUAGAAGAUUAAGCCCGGAGAUCGUCAUGGUUCCUAAGCAAUCCUUCCCACCACAGCAAAAGCAGUCCGAGAGAAGCACCUCGUUUUUUGCAGUAAACUACAUGAAGGCAGGAUGGAAUCCAUCGAUUUCAGUGGAGCAAUGGCCUGAGACACCGGAAACUGUGAGAACAGAAUACUAUUACCCUACAGGUCAUUAUGGUGUUGAAGGCUAUACUCCCGCAGAGGCUCCAACCACGGACUCAUCAUUCUUCUCCUCAUCAUAUGCAAGACCAAAAUAUCCACCAGCAUCGCCUCAGGCUUCACAAUCGGACAUCUUCUGGAACCCUUUCUCAUCUUUGAACACCGAUUUGUAUGCCUAUGGAAACAGUUCUGAAGAUGUUCUGCUCGAUGAAGAUGCUGAUAGGCUAAGGAAGGUCAGACAGGAAGAAGGGAUACCUGACCUGGAAGAAGAAGAAGAAGAUGAUGAUGAUGAUGAGGGAAUUCAGAAUGUACAGAUGAAGGAAGAAGGUUCCAGGAUUCAUCCAAAGCCAACUGCAAAGCUAAUUGCUAGUGAACAAACAGCUGAUGUCAGUAGGAAGAAUGACAAAGUGAAUGAAAUAAAGGAGUACCGAUCACAAGGUGGGCAGAGUACUGAAGUAUCAGAAACUCGAAAUGCAGUAGAACAUGAGGUUAACAAUGGUCCGGAAAUUGUUGGGAAUGGAAAUGGAAAUUAUGGAACACAUGAAACUCCUGGUUUCACUGCAUAUGUAAACAGAAGACCGACGAGCAUGGGAGAGGUCAUGGAGAAUGUUGAGGCCCAAUUUGUCAUACUUUGUGAUUUUGCUAAUGAGCUCUCUUUAAUUCUGGAAGCCAGCAGGGUUCAGCCCUCUUCUUCCCCGCUAGAAUCUUUUAGGAUGUUGAAUCCAGCUGCUUUGCUUCGUUCAGCAUCAUCAUCACGCUCAUCAUCAUCUAGGUUUCUUCAAGUUUCAUCUGGUCGUACUAACGAUGCCUAUGAAAGCAGCAACAAUGACAUAGAGGAAUCUUGUACGGUAUCUCGAAGCCACAAGUCAACAUUAGAGAGAUUAUAUGCAUGGGAGAAGAAGCUAUAUGAGGAAAUAAAGUGUGGGGAACGUGCACGAAUAGAUUAUGAAAAGAAAUGCAUGCAGCUGAGGAUUCAUGAUAUCAAUGGGGAAGAGCCUUUUGUUGUCGAUAAGACUAGAGUAGCUAUAAGAGAUCUCCAAACUCGGCUCAGGGUUUCCAUAAGUUCUGUCGAGUACAUAUCGAAAAGAAUUGAGGCAUUACGGGACCAGGAAUUGCACCCGCAGGUUAUGGAGUUGAUCCAAGGGUUAGCAAGGAUGUGGAGGACCAUGGCAGAGUGCCAUCGGUGUCAAAAGCGCACGGUAGACGAGGCCAAGCUCCUGCUGUUCUCGCCCUCCACCGCCGCCGUACCCGUCGGCGUACCGCUGCCGAGGGCCUCUCGCGUCGCCGCUGCGCUCGAGGUGGAGCUCCGGAACUGGACCUCUCGCCUCGCGGCCUGGGUCCAGGCCCAGCGGUGCUACGCCCGCGCCCUCGCCGGUUGGAUCCGCCGGUGCGCCCCGCCGACCCUUGACGCCACGGCCCCGACCCCCAGUCGCUCCGGCGGCGGACCGGCUCCACCGGUCUACACCGCCUGCGUGCGGUGGUCGCGGCUAAUGGAUUCGGUGAGCGAGGCGGCGGCGAUCGAGGGGCUGGAGAUGUUCGUGGCGGGGGUGGCGUCGAUGGUGGCCGGGCAUAAGCGGGAGGAGGAGGAGGUUGAGGAUCCUAGGCGGGCGGCGGAGCUGGGGCCGAAGGUGGUGUGCGCGGGGCUGGCGGUGUCUGUGGGAGCGUUGGCCGACUUAGCCGCGAACUCCGCGGAAGGGUACGAGGAGCUGGUGAGGACGCUGCCCUCCGGUUGACUUACGAAUCGUUGUUUGACUCGCCCCAUCAUCACUUGGGGUCGCCUCCACGUGUUCGAUAACUCAUGACGGAAAUAGAAUGUAUACACAAUCAUUCA
This is a messenger RNA of Musa acuminata subsp. malaccensis (wild Malaysian banana), 2856 nucleotides long. NCBI's taxonomy places the organism in Eukaryota, Viridiplantae, Streptophyta, Magnoliopsida, Zingiberales, Musaceae. The record is from RefSeq and is a predicted model, not a curated record.